Molecule: messenger RNA, 2999 nt
Organism: Mastomys coucha (southern multimammate mouse)
Lineage: Eukaryota; Metazoa; Chordata; Mammalia; Rodentia; Muridae
Gene: Ptrh2
Product: peptidyl-tRNA hydrolase 2
Exons: 2
Coding region: 137-682 (181 amino acids)
Biological process (GO): negative regulation of anoikis; positive regulation of anoikis
Cellular component (GO): cytosol; mitochondrion
Molecular function (GO): peptidyl-tRNA hydrolase activity
Source: RefSeq, a predicted model, not a curated record
AAGAAGGAUGACGGCGUUGUGUAGUUUCUGAUCCGGAACUAGUUUUUCAGAAAACCCGGAAGGAGUAGGUGGCGCGCGCGAAGCGUGUUCCUUGUUCUGGAGUGGAGAACUGCGAGGUGAGCGGUAAGUGCUCCAGAUGCUCUCCAAGUUCUUGACUAUGGAGUAUUUGGUUCAUCCUGGUACCCUCAGCUUAGCUGCUGGAGUUGCUUGUGGCAUGUGCUUGGGCUGGGGCCUCCGGAGCCACCUUGGGAUGAUCCCCCAGAACUCAACAAGUGAAACAAAGAGAGACACAGAGACGGGAACCGAAGCAAGCAUCUUGGGAGAGAGUGGGGAAUACAAAAUGAUUCUUGUGGUUCGAACUGACUUAAAGAUGGGGAAAGGGAAGGUUGCUGCCCAGUGUUCUCAUGCUGCGGUUUCUGCCUACAAGCAGACUCAAAGGAGAAACCCUCAAGUGCUCAAAGAGUGGGAGUACUGUGGCCAGCCCAAAGUGGUGGUCAAAGCUCCAGAUGAAGACACCCUCAUUCAAUUACUCACCCAUGCAAAAACCUUGGGACUGACUGUAAGUUUAAUCCAAGAUGCUGGACGCACUCAGAUUGAACCAGGCUCUCGGACUGUCCUGGGAAUUGGGCCAGGACCAGUAGAACUAAUUGAUGAAGUUACUGGCCACCUAAAACUUUACUAGAUAAGCUUUUGCUUGAUGGUGUUCCUGUUGGAAGACGAUGGCGCCUGUCAGUAACAAUAAAUGCUUCAUUCUUGCUCCACUUUAAAAUCUGUUCCCAUGUUCCUCUAUCAUGCACUGGACCAUUGAUUUCUUGAGCUUAAAAUACUAUUGCAGGGGUAGAGAUGCCUCAGUGAUUAAGGGCACUUGUUCCUCUUGCAAAGGAAGCUGGUUCAGUUUCCAGUAUCUGGAUGUCAGUUUACAACCAUCCAGAUCCAUUCCAGGAAAUCCAACACUGUAUCAAUCACAAGGCAUACACAGCAUACAUGGCAGGCAAACCCUCAUAAAUCCAAAGAAUACAUAAAUACAAAGUAAGUCUCAAGAAUAAAGAUACAUUCUCUAAAUGCUCCUGUGGAGUGAUAGGGUCUGAAACAGGUUAGAAAUGAGACAAUGCUCAUGACGCUGCCGGGUGGGAAGGAAGCUAUGUUUCCCAUGUGUAGUUAGGCCCUGUGUGUUGAUUUUUCUUUUCUCAAACCAUGUUGUCCCUUGCCUUUUUGAGGAUCUGGUUCAAUAAAUCAUAUUGUAAUUUUUUAUGCUAUGUUUUGAAUGACUGAUAACCUCUUUUUAUUAACAGACCAUUGCAUAGACCCACUGCAAUUUUGAUGUAGAUUUUAACUAGCUGGAUGUUUUUGAGGUGGUCUGAUACUGUAGCUCAGGCUAAUCUUGAACUUGUGGAAUUUUUCCUGCCUUGAUCUCCCACCUGGGAGGGAUUGAAGUUAUGAACCAUCAUACCCAGCUACUCUCUAAAUUCAUUUCUACUUCAAAGUUGAAAUUUUAUGAUCUACGUAGCAUUUUGAUGCUUAUUUUUCCUGAUCCACUUGGGCCAAGAUACUUCACAGUGGUUCUAAUUCACAAACUAUAAAAAUUCCUAUAUUUGAACAGUGAAACCAAUGAGUUUGUGAAGUGAACUUUGUGGAUUUACAAAGUGGAAAUGUGAGUUUAUGGGAACUAAAGGACUGUAGUUGUACCCAGCCAGUCUCUCCUGGAAAUUCCAGGAACUAAAUAAUUUUAUUACUUAAAGGCACUUUUUCUCACUGUAUCCCUGAGCCUGGAACUCAGUAUGGAACAAGCUGAUCUAAACUCAGAGGUACUCCCUACCUCUGCCUCCCAAUGCUGGGAUUAAAAACAUGCACUAGCAUGCCUGCCUACAUAAAGCCUUCUUGACAGUUUGCUAGAAUUCAUAUUUCUUGGUAGUUCUAGAAAAUUGACAGUGAUCUACUAGUUCAUUAUACCCUUUAAAACUAUAAAUGAUGUUAAGGAGAGUAAGACCGUGAGAACUAGGCAGAACGAUGAAGACAACUGUAGGCACUCUCCGAGUUAAAGAGCUUGGUGCAUUUUUAUCAUACAGAAGCAUAAAUGGUACAGGAGCAAUCACAACACUGAAUGAUGCCACAGUAGCAACAGUUUCUAGACAGAAUGUUUAUACAGGAGUCAAGUGAUGCAACCACAUGUAACUGAGUUGAACUCAAUCUUAAAUACAUGGUUAUGACUCGGGUAAUUUAUGAGGCUUGCUGCAGACAAAUGGUUCCACACUAAAAGACUACAGAUCCCCAGCAGGAUGGCUGGAGUGGCUGAUUCAAGGACCUGUCAUAAGCUAGGGCUUACCCUAUAAGGAUACAGUAAAACUUGUUAAUUCUGGUUACAAGUCACAGUAUUUUUCAGGUUCACCUGUUCUUGGUAUAUACUUCAUAGGACUUACAGAGUAGUUCUCAAAGCAUACUCUGCAGAGCCCAAGGAGUUUGCUACGUAACUAUUUUCAUUAGCUUGAAUGAAAGGGAUUUUCUUUUCUCUAGUGUGUUCCUACUGAUGAUCUACCUGAACACAUAACCAUCAGAUCCUUCCCAGCCCCACAUUCACAGUAGAGUUUCAUUGGUCCUGAUGAAGCACAGGUAGGGGAGGGGCUUUGGGAACUGAGAGCUGGGCAAUAGGAAGUCUGUUUUCAGGGAAGUCCUCCUUGGUAGGUGGCCCAUGCUCCUGUAGAUGGGGCCCCACAUGCUUUUCACACAGUGUCAGCACUGAAUGAACUCAGUGCACUCUUAUGAAAAAGAGAUUAACCUGAGAGGGAGGUGAGUGAGGGUUGAGGUGCUAGGCUCAUAUAGUACACUGUAUACUUAUGAAAUUCCCAGUGAAUAAAAAAAUAACAAACUUUUUUUACCCAUGUAUACUUGUGUUCAUGUCUUUGUCUAAAAGGCUGGUGUCUAGUUUGUGAGCUCAAUUUCAUAGAACAUUUUUACCUGAAACAAGAGGCUGGAGAGAUCUGCAAUUAAAAUCUUACAGAAAA